UAGGACCCGGGCCGGGCUGUUGGCUCCCCCCGGGGUAGGAGGAGGCGCGGGGGCGAUGAGUUCAUCGCGGUUUUCCGCGCCUUGGGCGCACGGCGAGCGGAUAAAAGGCGACGGGGCCAGACACUUCGCAAGUCUCCGGCUUCGACAAGUCUCUAGGAUGCAGCUCCCACUAGUGGUUCUGGCCUGCACGGCCCUCCUCUGCGUGGCCAGCCCUCUGAGCCGCCCUGCUGGCUCCCGCGUGGCCCAGCUCUCUGCCGACUUUGGGGUGAGGGUUUUCCGGGAGGUGGUCAAGGCUUCCUCGGAUCGUAAUGUCGCUUUCUCGCCGUUCGGCGUGGCCUCCGUGCUGGGCAUGCUGCAGAUGGCGGCUGCUGGGGAGAGCCGGAGUCAGAUCAAGGCAGCCAUGGAAUACGGGGUGACUGAGCGAGGUGCCCCCCAGGCCCUGCGGUGGCUGCACAGAGAGCUGACAGCCCCAUGGAACCAGGACAGGGUGGAUGUGGCUGAUGCGCUGUUUGUGCAGCGGGAUCUUGAACUGACUCCUGGCUUCAUGAAGAUGUUCGCCCGGGUCUUUCGCCAGACCGUCAAGCAGGUCAACUUCACAGAGUGUGAGCGGGCACGCUUCAUCGUCAAUGACUGGGUCCGGACUAGCACCCACGGGAUGAUCAGUGACUUCCUGCCCCUGGGCACUGUGGAUGACCUGACCCGCUUGGUGCUGGUGAAUGCUGUGUAUUUCAAAGGGCUCUGGAAGCUGCCUUUUCCAGAGGCAGCCACACGCCACCGUGUCUUCCACAAGCCGGAUGGGAGCAGCAUGGCGGUGCCCAUGAUGGAGCAGACAGCCAAGUUCAACUAUGGUGAAUUCUCCACCCCAGACGGAGUAGAAUACGAUGUAGUGGAGCUGCCAUACCAUGGAGACACACUCAGCAUGCUGAUCGCUGCCCCAUACCAACGCAACGUGCCCCUGGCCACCCUGACCCAGGUUAUUGAUGCACGGCUGGUGGGAGAGUGGAAAAGCAACAUGACCCGGGUGGCCCGGCUGCUUGUGCUUCCCAAGUUCUCCCUGGAGACAGAGUCCAACUUGCACUGGCCCUUGCAGCAGCUGGGCAUUAGAGAUGUCUUCCAACCUGGCACUGCAGACUUCACCAGCCUCUCAGCCAAAGAGUCGCUGUAUGUGGCCCGUGCACUGCAGAAAGUGAAGAUUGAGGUGAACGAGAGUGGCACCAAAGCCUCAUCAGCCACAGCUGCCAUUGUCUAUGCCCGGAUGGCACCCCCGGAGAUCAUCAUGGACCGGCCCUUCCUCUUCGUGGUGCGCCACAACCCCACAGGUGCCAUCCUCUUCAUGGGACAGGUAAUGGAACCCUGAGUUCAGGGACACCCUGCGCUGGGAGCAAUCGGGGAAGCAAACCAUCUCUGGGGAAAGGGGCUCCCCCAGCCCCUCUGCCUGAGCAUCAGGUGCCUGCCUUGUUCAGUUUGACUCUCUGGGAGCCAAGAUCGGGUCCUGCUCAAGCGAUUACUCUGUUUUGGGCAGCAUGUUCACGACCCCCACUGACAGGACAGCUGCCCACGCUGACCACUUCCCUUGGAACUGUCUACCACCACCAGCAAUUCCAGGCACAGGCUGGCGUUGACUCCCAGCAACUCGGUUCUUGUGAUUCCUGCUUUGCUUGGGCUUAGGGCCCACAUGGAUUUGAGUGUUUACACUGGAGGCUACUACCUCCCCCACUUUUGGAGGUGGGG
Molecule: messenger RNA, 1731 nt
Organism: Pelodiscus sinensis (Chinese soft-shelled turtle)
Lineage: Eukaryota; Metazoa; Chordata; Testudines; Trionychidae
Gene: SERPINE1
Product: serpin family E member 1
Biological process (GO): negative regulation of plasminogen activation; negative regulation of vascular wound healing; negative regulation of endopeptidase activity
Molecular function (GO): serine-type endopeptidase inhibitor activity
Source: RefSeq, a predicted model, not a curated record